AUGAAGCUGAACUUCCUCCUCGCUGCUGCUCUGGCCACCUGCGCCAUGGCUGCUUCCAGCACCACUGAGACCAGCACCAAGACUGAGCAUCACACCACCAAGACCAAGACCGAGACCGCCAAGGCCAGCGCUACCACUCACUCUACCUCCAAGUCCAAGGGCGCUGCUGCCCCUACCAUGGGUGCCGAUAUCCUCGGAAUGGCUGGCAUUGCUGGUAUUGCCGUUGCCAUGGCCAUCUAA
Molecule: messenger RNA, 240 nt
Organism: Fusarium subglutinans
Lineage: Eukaryota; Fungi; Ascomycota; Sordariomycetes; Hypocreales; Nectriaceae
Exons: 2
Coding region: 1-240 (79 amino acids)
Source: RefSeq, a predicted model, not a curated record